Molecule: messenger RNA, 3618 nt
Organism: Anopheles nili
Lineage: Eukaryota; Metazoa; Arthropoda; Insecta; Diptera; Culicidae
Gene: Strump
Product: WASH complex subunit 5
Exons: 7
Coding region: 1-3558 (1185 amino acids)
Biological process (GO): regulation of actin nucleation; actin filament polymerization; endosome fission
Cellular component (GO): WASH complex; endosome
Source: RefSeq, a predicted model, not a curated record
AUGGCGACCGAAUUUCUAGCCGAAAACAAUGUCUGCGGGCAGACUAUACUCCAGAUUGUUGCGGAGGGCAAUACCAUCAUAUGCGAGUUGCUGCGGCUAAAGGAUUACGUUCCGGAAUUGUUUUAUUUAAAAACGAAGGAAGAACAACAGAAGUAUGGCGAAAUUAUCAAGGAUUUUAGCUACUUCCAAAUUGCCGAUGCGCAAGAGGCAAAGAUCGAAGCAGAUGGAAGGCUUCGCCAGAUUGACGAGGAGCUUCGCGAAAACUAUAUCGUCACCCUGAACCGGUUCUACAUCGUGUUUGAAAGCAUACACAAAUACGUGAAAGAUCUGAACGCGUUCAUCGAGGAGCUAAAUACGGGCCUCUUCAUCCAGCAGUCGAUGGAGAAGGUGUUUCAGGACGAGGAAGGAAAACAGCUUAUGUGUGAAGCAUUGUACCUGUACGGCAUGAUGCUCCUGGUGGUCGAUCUGCACAUUCCGGGCAUCGUGAGGGAACGCAUUCUGGUGUCGUACAAUCGGUACAGCGCGUUGAAAACGCACAGCGACAGCAGCAUCGACGAAGUUUGCAAGCUGUUGCGUUCUACCGGCUUCAAUGAUGUCCCGGCAGGCAGCGGGAGUAGCGGUGGAGGCGCUGGGCGUAAAGCGACCAGCUAUCCGGAGGAUUACUUUGCCCGCGUUCCUAUCAACCGGCUCUACAUCGAGCUGGUCAUCGGGCGGUUGCGGUCCGACGAUGUGUACAAUCAAAUCACCGUGUAUCCGCUGCCGGAGCAGCAUUCAACCGCGCUUGCUAACCAGGCUGGCAUGCUGUACGUGUGCCUCUUCUUCUCACCCAAAAUGCUGCACAAUCAGCCGGCUCGGAUGCGCGAAAUCGUGGACAAGUUUUUCUCCAACAAUUGGAUCGUAUCGCUCUACAUGGGCAUCACGGUGAAUCUCAUAAGUGCCUGGGAAUCUUUUAAGGCGGCUAAAACGGCCCUAACGAACACCCUAGACAACGGAAAUCUGAAGGACAUAUGCCAGCGGCAGAAACAAUCGAUGGACGUGCUGCUCAACCGCACCCGGAACAUUCUGCGGGAGGGAAAUCUCACCGAACAGAACCUGCUCGAUCACAUGCCGAAGGUGAUGGCGCUGGUGCGCGACUGUAACAUCACAGUCCGGUGGGUGCUGUUGCACACGAGCGGUUCCAGCACCCUCGAUAUGACCUCCGCGGCCGUCUCCAAACGUUGCCGGCAAGUACGCGAGCUGAUCGAGCAGGAGAUCGACUUCCGGGGAGUGGUUUUCUUCGAACUUCUCCUCAACACGAGCCAGCUCGAGCUGAAGGUGCGCGAAAUCUUGAAGCGGCUGCUCGAGGAAAAAGACGACCGUUGGGCGGAGUUCCGACGGGAGGCAACCUCCCGGAUGCAGGACCUUACCGAUGCCUUCUCGGGCGAGCGUCCGUUCGUGAAGACGCGUAAAAACGACAGCCUUAGCAAGUGCUUCGCCAACAUCCGCAAGGAAAUCGACGGAUUGAGCAAAGAGGAAAAGUGCAUCAACCAGACGGGCCGGACGAUCAUCCAGCUGCUGCAGGCGCUCGAGGAAGUACAGGACUACCACGGGCUGAGCAAGAACAUGCAGGUGAAGCAGCACAUCGUCGAGACGCGCCAGUACCUGCACGAGAUGUUCCACACGAUCAGCAUCAAGGAGAACGAUCUGAUCAAUCUGCAGCUGAUCGGUGACUUCAGCUACGCGUGGCGGCUAAUCGACGGCUACACGGGCAUGAUGCAGGAAAACAUCCGCCGCCAGCCGCGGCUGGUGAUAAAGCUUCGCUCGACUUUCCUGAAGCUGGCAUCGGCCCUCGAAAUCCCCCUGUUGCGUCUAAAUCAAGCCGAAUCCGAGCACCUGAUCGACGUGUCGAAGUACUACAGCAACGAGCUGGCAAAUUUUGUGCGCAAAGUCGUGCAGAUCAUUCCCGAGACCAUGUUCGCCAUUCUCGCGCAGAUAGUCCACCUGCAGACGAACGUGUUGCGCGAGCUGCCGGCCCGGCUCGAGAAGGAACGCAUGAAAGAGUACGCGCAGUUCGAGGAGCGAUUCCAGAUCGCGAAACUCACGUACACGCUGUCCACGUUUACCGAGGGCAUUCUGGCGAUGCAAACCACGCUCGUCGGUGUGGUUGAGCUCGACUCCCGGAAGCUGCUCGAGGAUGGCAUCCGGCGCAAGCUGGUGCAGAACGUUUCCGAGGCGUUCCAUCAGCAGCUGGUGUUCAACGCGAAAGCCAAAGAGUCGGAGCUGUAUCCGCGGCUGGACGCGCUACACAAGAUCCUUCACGGGUACCGGCGAUCAUUCGAGUACGUGCAGGACUAUCUGAACAUCCACUGUAUGCGCAUUUGGAACGAGGAGAUGGCUCGCAUCGUGCGGUUCAACGUGGAGAAGGAAUGUCAACCGUUGCUAAAGCGCAAGCCACACGAAUGGGAACAACCGCUGGCGGAACUGACCGACACCGAGGGAUGUUUGGCGCCGAUUCCCGUCUACAACCCGGUCGAUAUGACGUCCGUCAACUUUAUGGGCCGGCUGGCGCGGGAAGUGCUACGCGUUACCGAUCCCAAAACCACGAUCUACAUCGACAUCUGCUCCAGCUGGUACGACUACAAGACGCACAAGCUGCUGUUAACGAACAAAUUCGCUAGCAAAAUCAACGACGCGUUCGGUCCUGCCGGUCUAAUCGGGCUGGAUCGAUUGUACGGUGCGAUGGUGAAAAGCGAACUCGAGACGAUCCUGGCGAGCCUCCAGCGCAAGAUCCAACACGAAGCGAACUGGAGCGACGUGUUGGGCACGAUAAAGAGCGAUCUAGAGAAGGCGGACAUUGUGGAAAACCCUGGAAAAAGCUACGCUACCUCGCUGUCCAACGUGAACCGUCUAUUCUCGUCCAGUGCCAUCGGCGAUUGGUUGCUAAAGAUCGGCCAAAAGCAAACCCUCCGCAGCCAGGUAGCCCUGGAGCUGAACUGCAGUUGUAAAAUACGGGCCACUAAGCUGGAAGCCUCACUGAUGACGCUGAAUGAAGCCAUCCUGCUGGAGUUCCAGCGCCACCAGCUCGAUGAGAAUCACCCCGUACCACAGGCGGAGCUCGUGGCGGAACUCAACACGUACCUGCUGUACGCAGGAUUGUACGAUCCGUACCGGAAGGUGUAUCUGAAGCAGGAAACACCACGCUUUCUCCCGCUUGUGCUGUUCCUGUUCGUCGUGUCCACACUCGGCAAGCUGCAGUACAUGGAAAACGUGGACAGUCUGGUGGCGAAGCGCAAAAACGAAGCCAUCGAUGGACAUCCGCUCACGAUCGGUGUGCUAACCGUGCUGCGGCAGUUUGACGCACUCGAAACGGACAUCUUCCUGCAGUACCUGUGCCAGUACGUGCUGUCCUUCGUGCACGCGAGCUUAGAAGCCAAAAACGCGAUCGGAACGGAGGCACUGUUUGGGUUACGAUUUCUCGAAAUCUUCACGCGUAUCGCCGACAUUCCACGGAGCUACCUGGAGCAGUACCUACCGGUGGUCGUCCUCGAUCAGCACGUGUUCACGGCGGACACUAAAUGACGACGGUUUUCCUUUGCACUUUUCCAAUAAAAACUCAUUACACACGCGUGCUUGUUACGU